Messenger RNA from Epinephelus lanceolatus (giant grouper), 5359 nucleotides. RefSeq names its product one cut homeobox 3a (gene onecut3a). The record is from RefSeq and is a predicted model, not a curated record. Gene Ontology annotation, cellular component: nucleus. Gene Ontology annotation, biological process: regulation of transcription by RNA polymerase II. NCBI's taxonomy places the organism in Eukaryota, Metazoa, Chordata, Actinopteri, Perciformes, Serranidae. Gene Ontology annotation, molecular function: RNA polymerase II cis-regulatory region sequence-specific DNA binding; DNA-binding transcription factor activity, RNA polymerase II-specific.
UUUGGGUAUAGUAGAAGGUGCUCUACAGCGAGAGAAAUCCGGGCAGGCGCAGACACCUUCACACUGAGCAGAGGUUUUUGCGGCGCAGUUUGUGUGGCGGCCGGGACCCGAUCUUUUAAAACCAUGCUGGAUUGACUGCAGAGAGGCAACUACAAUCAAUGGCUUGGCUUUGAAAUCGUUGAAAAUUUAUUGGAAAGGAGUGUGAGACAGAGCGACAGUGAGAGAGGGAGAGAAGCGAGGGAGAGAGCGAGAGAGUGGCGAGAGGGGUGGAAAUAAAGAUCCUUUUCAACGAUGGAGCUUACAAUGGAAAACAUUGGAAAUCUGCACGGUGUAUCUCACUCCCAUCAAACGAGCGACUUAAUGAACUCCCCGCACGCGCGCCAGUCGUCGGCGUCGCAUCGGAACUUGGUGUCGCACGGUCGGUCAGCCAUGGUGUCCAGCAUGGCCUCGAUACUGGAGGGAGCAGGGGACUACCGCACAGACCACGCUUUGUCUGGCCCCCUGCAUCCGGCAAUGACCAUGUCGUGCGACUCCGGGAUGAGCCUGAGCAGCACCUACACCACGCUGACACCGCUGCAGCACCUGCCCCCCAUAUCCACCGUGUCGGAGAAAUUUCACCAUCCACACCCACAUGCUCACCAUCAUCCGGCGCACCAGCGACUCGCAGCCGGGAACGUCAGCGGCAGCUUCACCCUGAUGAGGGACGACCGAAGCCUCGCCUCCAUGAGCAACCUCUACGGCCACUACCCCAAAGACAUGUCCGGCAUGGGGCAGCCUCUAUCCCCUCUGUCUAAUGGUCUCGGGUCUUUGCACAGCUCCCAGCAGACUCUCAGCGCCUAUGGUCCUGGAGCUCACCUCUCCAACGACAAGAUGAUCUCCUCGGGGGGCUUCGAGUCCCACGCAGCCAUGCUGUCCCGGGGCGAGGAGCACCUGGCCCGGGGUCUCGGGGGCCACGGGGCCGGGCUCAUGACAUCCUUGAACGGCAUACACCAUCACAGCCAUCCGCAUUCUCAGGCAAACGGGUCCAUGCUGUCAGACCGGGACAGGCAGACGGUGGUGGGAGGCGGGCAGGGAGGUGGGUCAGGGCAGGUGGAGGAGAUAAACACCAAGGAGGUGGCACAGCGAAUAACGGCAGAGCUCAAGCGCUACAGCAUCCCCCAGGCCAUCUUUGCUCAGAGGAUCUUGUGCCGGUCCCAGGGAACUCUGUCUGACCUGCUGCGGAAUCCUAAACCGUGGAGUAAACUCAAGUCUGGUCGGGAGACGUUCAGGAGGAUGUGGAAGUGGCUCCAGGAGCCCGAGUUCCAGCGGAUGUCGGCGCUCAGGCUUGCAGCCUGCAAGCGCAAAGAACAGGAGCAACACAAGGACCGCAACACGGCGCCCAAGAAACAGCGUCUGGUCUUCACUGACCUGCAGCGCCGCACACUCAUCGCCAUCUUCAAGGAGAACAAGCGUCCAUCCAAGGAAAUGCAGAUCACCAUCUCCCAGCAGCUCGGCCUGGAGCUCAGCACCGUCAGCAACUUCUUUAUGAAUGCGCGCCGCCGCUGCGUGGACCGCUGGCAUGAUGACCACGGUGCCAGCCCCGGGCAGCCGGGCACAUCCGCCACCACCUUCUCCAAGGCCUGAGAGGAGGAGAGGACCUUCAGAGGGCCAGGGAGUCAGGUUGGAACAACAGGCAACAUGGAGAAUUGGCUGUGAAACCUGUGUGUAACAACCCUACCUGGCCUGGGCCGUCUGAAUGUGUCCUCUGCCCCCAGAAAUCCUUUGUGCCAUGCAAUCAUCUUUUUUGUCAGUCAAAAUUUCAAGCUCUCACCUGAAACAAGCAUAAUCUAAAAAGGUGAAUUGUGAAGUCAGGUCCACUCUGCAUUACUCACAUAAGGACAAUCAUUGAUUCUGUCUUUUUUUAAAGAAAAUCAUUUUUAUGGCAUCUGACAAAGUUAAGAGACACCAAAGAUUUGAUGUUUUUGUUGGACGGUACCAGACAUAUUGCCGGCCUCCUUCACCACCCAAGUAGCCACUGAUUCUGCUUUUUUUUUCUUCCAACUCACCUCCUUUGUGUCUGCCUCUUUAGUCUCUCUCUCAUCCCCUCUACGCCAGCACACGGAAGCAACAAGGGCGAAAGAACGGCAAUAAAUCUGACAACAGAACAGCACAUAGCCUUAUUAUCCAAGCCCCAUCCUGCACACACAAGGCCGUCAUAAAGAAAACAACGCAGCCUAUGAAAAAAACAACAAGGCUUUCCAAUUCUCCGCCUCUACCUCCCCCCCUCUCCUCCUGUAGUCUCCUUCAUUCCUCGGCCAAAGGUAUUCCCUGAUGGCCAGCCAUUUCAGAGAGCAGCUCAGCCUGAUCAUACGGCAAACUAAUGAAUUGAAAAAUGAAUCGAUGCAGACAGAGAGAGCGGGGCCUUGACCCCUCCUGAAGGUGAAACUCAAGAUGCUCGGCAGUAGAUACUCAGGUCUUCCAGGCCCAGGUCUAUAUUUUUUGCACAGAUGUUGGAGGCCUGUAGGGAGACGUGUCAUUGUUACUCUUAGCCUGAGCCUAGAGUCUGUGUUUCUCUGACCAACAGGAGAGGCGGGCGAGAUGUCUGGACAUGCUCUUUGUUCUGCUGGGAGCUUUUCCUCUGAUCAAUAACUGAGAAGCAAGCGACAACAACACGCUCGGGCAUCCAGCCAACUACAUUACAGCUGCAUAUGAAAAGCAGAAUGUAAGAGGAGCACAUGGAACCCACUGGAGAUGGGGACACAAAGGCCUCAUAACAGCAGCAGCAGCAGCAGCAGCAGCAGCACACCUCUCCCUCCCUGCUCCUGCCUGUGCUGGCAGAGCAACAGUGCCCCCUGCUGUCGAUAGCAGAGACCUGUAUCCAGCAGAGCAAUGGGGCUCAGAGCGGAGGAGAGGGAGGGAAGAGCCACUAGAUGCUGAGGAGAAGUCAUGGCACAACACAUUCAGGCCCUCACAGCUCUUUGAAGGCAGAUCAAUAGCUAACCAUUAUCCUAUUGUUGUUCCUCAUCCAACCAGCACUGGUGAAGCCGGAGGAGGGGGAUGGUUAAACUGAAUGCUGAAAACGCAGGGAUUUAGCAAAGGCAGGGAUUUAUUUAGCCAAUCCAAAUCUUCACACAAAAUACAAAGACCGGAUAGAAAAGUACAACAGAGUAAAAAGUAACAGCUCACCGAGACAGACACAUUUGAGGCAUAGCGGAGGUUUAAUUUACAUUAUUUUGGGAGGCUUCAUAUUUUGUCAAAUCAUCCUUCCAUUCCUCCAUCCCAUCUGUUUGCAAAAAAAAAAGCUCUCAACAGAUGUGAUUCAAACCAAAUCUCCUGGUUAUUCCCACACAAGGGUUAUCAGUAGCUAACCCAAAGCUAACCACCACAUUCAGCUGUCAAAAUGCUACAAUAAUUAGUGCCAAUGCUUACUGCCUUAAUGCGAAUCAGAGAAUAUGGUACUAGGGUUCACACACAGCUACAGUGCGCCCCACUGAUGACGGGCGGUGUGUGCCAUAGCAACCAACAAUCAGCUUUUAUCUGAAUUAAAAAUAUACUUUUGUAGUAAAAAAAUGGAAAAAAAAGAAUCAGAUUUUAAGGCAUACAAUAACCAAACCUCAAACGACAAAGAUACCACACACACACAAUAUGUGUUACAAAAACAAAAUGUCUCCAACACAUAACUGGACACAUUUUGAAGCAGAAGAAAAAAAAAUCUCUCAUUCUAUCUUUGGUUCUCUACCUCCUCUGUCCCUCUAACCCCAUUGCCCCCUCUCUUUCUCUCUUCCUCUCUAUAUUGAUGCGGGUAUUUAAUUAGUACCAUAGACACAAAGUUUCUAUUUCUUGUUACUAUUGUGCUCUGUUGUGCAUAAGUAAGGCACCUUGUUGAUAAAUCAAAAACAAAAAAGGAAGGACUUUUUAAAAGGUUAAAAAAAAGAGGGAUGCAAGGACCGAGGCCAAUGAAGGAAGUUUUCUUUUCUUUUUUUUUUGCAUUCUAUGUGAAUACAGACUCGGAGGAGACAUUAACGUGAGAAAGAGGAGAAAAAGGAGCUGCUGAAGAGAAGAAUAAAUGAUGGGACGCUCUCUGUCUUUUGGCAUUUCAUGUCAGAACUGUGGUACCCUCGGCCCCCUUUAAGCUGAGCCCCAAGGAUGGGGUAAAAACAGAGGGGGGACAAAACAUGACCUCCAAAUGUCCUGGCUGAUUCAGUGCGUUUUACCAGAGGACGGGUGUGGGGUAAUGCUCGGGACUCAAUUGUUAUCUGUAUGGUCUUAAGAUGCAACUGUAGCAUUUCCAACAAUGUAGUCAGAUUAGCGGUGCAGAUUAGAUAAGAGAUGGUCAUUGUAGAGGAGCUGAUUGAGAGGUACUGACAAACUUCACGUUGCUGUAAGCAGUGAGUUAAUGUCGCCAAAGGAUGAUGAGCUAAAAUCGAUUUGUGGUAUACAGUUCAGUGAGCAUAGGUAAAUAGCUAGAUUCAGCUCUAGGUAUUAGGCUGACAAAAUGACAUUUGUUUGUAGUGAGAACCAAUGUGGCUACCUCACUAAGCUGAGUGGUUUGUGAAACCGCCACUAAUACCAAAGAUACUGCAGCCUACCGGUCCCAAACUGCCUAGGGGGACACAAACCAAAAAAAAGCCCCCCCCCCCUUUGCCCAGAAAUGUCACAGGCAGACACACUGACAUCUCACACACACAUUUGUACAAACAGCGCAGUCGGACUGCAUCGUGCCACAUAGGAGGAGGUGGCUGCAUGCAGACAGAGUUGAGUGCCUUUUCCCUUCAACCACGGGUGGGACUGCACUGGACACACACUCACAUGCAAUAACACACACGCACAUACACACACACACACACACACACACACGCACACACAGCCACGCGGGUGCAUGCAUAUAGCUGCACACCCAUUUACAAACAUGCACUCACAUUCAGACAACGCACCCAUAAUUGGAUGGACAGAAAGGGGGGCCAAAGAGAGGGACACAGAGUGGGGGCUGUGUCAGCAUUUUCUCCCAUAUUGACUUUCCAUCUUGAUACACUAGAAUACAAGCACUUUAUCAUGUAGAAAGUCUAUAAAACAUUUUCUAUACACUAUUUAUUUGAAACAAAAUUAUAUGUUACUCCUUAAUCUGUCAGAGUCUUUGUUACUGUAUCGUUGAUCUUCUAGUAGCUCACAGCCUUUAUGUUUUUUUUUUAUUUUUUUUGCCUCCGCCCAGUGUGCUUAGACUCUCAGCCACUUUACCUCUCUCGCAUCAGAGAUAUUUUUGUGUAACAGAGAAAGAGGGGGGUAAAAAGGCUGAGGCUCUGAGCGCUCACAGGGCUAUAAGUUGUAAAAAAAAAAAAAAACAUCUUACCACUUAAUGUCUCUCUCUCUCCACUGCGUGCAA